AUGGUACAGCGAGGACGGUACCCUCAGCUUUGCCGGGCGAAGGGCACGCCGGUCAAAUAUCGCGACCAGCGGGUGGAGUUGCAUUGUAUAUCUCUGCCCCUCUGCACCGUCUUCGAAGUUGGGGAAAUUACCCACGACCUCAAAAGCAUCGAAGCCUCAAUCCUGUACCUCACCCAGCCUAAAAAGUCUUCCCGAAACGAUUUAGGUUUUCCACAUAUCAUGGACGCAAGGAACCAGGAAUACCACAGGAAUACCCUCCACCUCCCACGUAUUCUCUGCUUACACGGUGGCGGGACCAACGCACGCAUUUUCAAGUCGCAAUGCCGUGUGGUCUCGCGCAUGCUAGAGCCCUACUUCCGAUUUGUCUAUGCUGAAGCGCCGUUCGAUUCAAUGCCGGGGCCGGACGUCGUCUCGGUUUACGCUGACUAUGGCCCGUUCAAGCGAUGGCUCCCGGAGCACGAUGAGGUCGAGGAUAGAGCGGGAAUUGAAGCUAUCAACAACUCGAUAAAGACCGCCAUGAUAGAGGACGAUAGAUCGGGUGCAACGGGUCCAUGGGUGGGAUUGCUGGGUUUCAGUCAAGGCGCGAAGCUGGCUGCAAGCUUGAUUUUCCGACAACAAGUCCGAGCCGAGAAACUGGGGCGGGCGAAAGCUGGGUCUGACUGGAAGUUCGCUGUGCUGAUGGCCGGGCGAGCACCGAUAGUGUCCCUUGAUCCGGAUGUUUUCAGGUCUUCUAUGUUGAGCAACCUGUCACAGACUGGUUUGUCGGGGCCUCCGGAGUUGGGGGAUAUCAUGGGAGAGGAACACGUCCUCAAACUACCCACCAUACAUGUCCAUGGGUUGGCAGAUCCAGGUCUUCAUUUACACCGUGAGCUCCUCGAGAACUACUGCAGCGUCGACAGCGCUCGGGUUGUGGAGUGGAAUGGCGCGCAUCGGGUGCCGCUAAAAAGUGCUGAUGUGAAUCCUCUCAUUGAGGAGAUUUUGGACCUAGCAAAGGAGAUUGGAGCGUUAUGA
Molecule: messenger RNA, 1011 nt
Organism: Coccidioides immitis RS
Lineage: Eukaryota; Fungi; Ascomycota; Eurotiomycetes; Onygenales; Onygenaceae
Product: citrinin biosynthesis oxidoreductase CtnB
Exons: 2
Coding region: 1-1011 (336 amino acids)
Biological process (GO): secondary metabolite biosynthetic process
Cellular component (GO): nucleus; cytoplasm
Source: RefSeq, a predicted model, not a curated record